Bipolaris zeicola 26-R-13 is the source of this 417-nucleotide messenger RNA. RefSeq lists its product as uncharacterized. The record is from RefSeq and is a predicted model, not a curated record. Bases 1 to 417 code for a protein of 138 amino acids. Lineage: Eukaryota; Fungi; Ascomycota; Dothideomycetes; Pleosporales; Pleosporaceae. The transcript has a single exon.
AUGAUGCAAUACUGCUAUCAACUAGACUACGACCAACUGUCCAUAUCGGACGACGAAGCACCCGAGCCUGCUACUCUGCGCUCACACGUCAAUGUGUACAUGCUAGCAGAGCGGUACGGGGUUGCUGGAUUGAAAGCAAUUGCUAUGGAAAAGUUCAAAGAUCUCGCCACUAUAGUGCUGAAUGAGGACGGUCAAGAAGACCAGCUGCAGUCUGCAAUUCGCGCUAUUUUCGCCCCGGAUCGGAUCGCAAACGGGGAUGAGCUGAGAACUGUCAUGGUGAAGCUGUGUGCAGAUCAUGUGCAAGCGUUCAUCCACGACACGGGUAAGAAAAUGGCUCUCGUGUACGAGUCGAUGGAAGAGUUUCCAGAGUUCAGAGCAGAGCUUUUUGAAGAGAUGGGAGCUCGUUGGAGGGUUUGA